This is a messenger RNA of Penicillium coprophilum, 2733 nucleotides long. RefSeq names its product tetratricopeptide repeat protein. The annotation marks the transcript as partial. The record is from RefSeq and is a predicted model, not a curated record. NCBI's taxonomy places the organism in Eukaryota, Fungi, Ascomycota, Eurotiomycetes, Eurotiales, Aspergillaceae. The transcript is spliced from 7 exons. Gene Ontology annotation, molecular function: protein binding.
GUGCGACUUGGUAUCCAGGGGGGGCAAGAUGACUUCUACAUGCCAGAGGUCAUAUCCCCAUCUCCUCAGAGAGUGAUGCCAGAAGUGCCUGAGAAUAUGCAGGACAAUAUUGCUGAGAUGGAAUAUCGCGCGAAUGACCCCCGCCGGCAACAACCGUACCAACGCGCCCAGAGCUAUCCCGAGCGCACUUCCUCCGCUGCUCAGGGUCCCCCGCCCCAACACGAUCAAGUGCAUGAUCCCAGCUCCUAUGCCCAAUCUGCGACCUAUGAUAGCAUGGAUCACCCCAACUUUUCACCUUUCCCGGUCUUGCGGAACCCUCCACCCAAUGUCCCGCCUACCGAUGAACAGAGAGAAGCGAACCUAGAGCGCGCACGGAUGGCUGUCCUGUCGACCACAGACCCGGAGAUGCAACUCGCAUGGGCCUUGGAUGCUCUCGCCUUUGUCGAGGUCGCCGCACAGAACGAUCUCCGCCUCCGUUUGACUCAACCCCCCACGCCCGCAGACCCCACAGCUGAGCAGCGCCAUCCUAAAGCGGAGUUCAUCAAGGGCAUGUGGCUCGAGUUUGGCAAAUUUGGCUGCCCCGUGGAUCGCAAGGAGGCAUUCCGAUCAUACUCCCGAGCCGCUGAGAAGGGAUAUGCGCGUGCCGAAUACCGGAUCGGAAUGCAGUUCGAGAGCUCGGGUGAACCUGAGAAGGCAAUCAAACAUUAUCAGCGGGGUGUUGCGCGGGCGGAUUCUGCCUCUUACUAUCGCUUGGGAAUGAUGAUUCUUUUGGGUCAGCAUGGACAGCACCAGGAUUUCAACACUGGGUUAGAAUACAUUCGGCUGGCGGCGCAGUCCUGCGACCAGAACGCACCUCAAGGUGCAUAUGUAUACGGCAUGCUCUUGGCUCGAGAGCUCCCUCAAGUGAGCGUCCCGGAAAGCUUCCUGCCCCUUGACCUGAACUUAGCACGUGUCAAUAUCGAAAAGGCGGCAUAUCAUGGGUUUGCCAAGGCUCAGGUCAAGAUGGGUGCUGCAUAUGAACUCUGCCAACUGAACUGCGAUUUCAACCCCGCGCUAUCUCUGCAUUAUAAUGCACUGGCAGCCCGCCAGGGUGAGCCCGAAGCCGAGAUGGCCAUCAGUAAAUGGUUCCUGUGUGGACAUGAGGGUAUCUUUGAGAAGAACGACGAGCUAGCAUUUACAUACGCUCAGCGCGCGGCCCAGAGCGGCCUUCCGACAGCUGAAUUCGCCCUGGGUUACUUCUAUGAGGUUGGUAUAUAUGUGCCGGUGGAUAUCAAGGAAGCUCGCUCUUGGUACGCUAAGGCCGCUGCCAGUGGCAACAAGGAUGCAUCUGGUCGAAUUGAAAGCAUUUCGCGCUCAAAGACUUUGUCUAGAAAGGACCACGAAAAGAUCGCAAUCUCACGCAUCAAGUCGACGCGGUAUACUGCUCAUCAGCGAGGCAAUUCACUGGAAAUGACCCCAGAGAAUAUCCAAAUGCCAGAUCCGUCGAGAAUGACCUUGUCUGAUGGCCCACCAUCUGCAGCUCCUUACCCCGAUCGCCCUCACUCUACUCGUCCACGGCCUCAACAGGGUUAUCAGCUGUCAGACGCUCGCCCAAGCUCUGCUUUCGGUGUCAAUCCCAACCUUCGAUCCAAUGCACCCUCGGGAUAUGGCGGUCCACCUUCCCAGGGCCCCGGAAAUCGAACUCCGUCCUAUGGGCCUGGCGGAUCCAUGAACUACCGCCAGUCUGGCCCUGGAACUCCUCUCAGUGCCCCUGCUGGGCCUGUAAGCCCCCAGGCUAAUAACAUGAUCAGCCCUGGCGGAGCUCCUCGUCUCGAUAUUGGCUAUUCUGCACCAAUGCCGCCUCCAGGUGGGCGACGCCCACCUCCUCGACUUGACUCGGCCCCAGAACGCAAGCCUCUGAGACCCCCCGUCUCAGGCCACCCCGGUUCGCCCUCAUUUCCUCCGCGUAUGGAGUCCCGGCAACCAUCUCACGGUUCAGGUCCCUCUACACCUCAGCCGGCGCCCUCCGUCGCAUCGUCGAGCUCAUCCACGCCGCAGCCCAAGCCAGCCAAGCCGCCAAGCAAGGGACCCAAGACCUUUGAAGAGAUGGGUGUUCCCAGUGCGAAUAAAGAUAGUGAUUGCGUAUGUAAACCCUACUUUUUGGCCAUUGAACUCGAAUCAAAGCUAACUUUUGCAGAUUGUGAUGUGAUACCCCGGGAUCUGUUCCCUUUUUAUCCAAGCAUUUCUGGCUCGCAAGCCGCAAAGGUUCUCCGUGAUUUGCACGAGAAGAAGGAGAUCGAAGGAAGAGUUUCUGGUAAACAAACAGUCUACCAUGCUCUACAAAAUCCGUCAGACAUCACAACCCCGGAGGUAGCCGCGGCUAUCAAGCUUGACAUCGAAAGCCUCGAGAGUGAGAUUUUAACCCUGAAGGCAAACGAAAAGAAGGCCCGAGCAGCGUUAGCAGCCCUGCAUGCAAAGCCUCGGAUAUCCGAUCUCCGGCAGGCUAUCGGCCGCCUUGAGUCCGAGGAAUCGACGAUCCAGGCUCGGGUGGCAAGUCGCCACGAGGAAGACCUCAUUCAUAUAUCUCCCGAAGAAAGAGAAAAACUUGAAAAAGAAUGGAAGUAUUGGCAACGGCAUGCCAAUGUGCGUCGUCGGAUCUGUCGUGAUCUUUGGGGACAAUGCUCCGAGGUACUUCCGGAGGACAUGACUGCGGCGGAGCUGUGGGUGAGUUUUGAGAAUGAUGAAAUGACAUAG